GAGACAAAUUCAAAUUUUUUUUCAGUGAAAUGAAUUUUGCGCGCGAUUUGUGUGAAAUGCGAUAAAAAAUACUCAAAAACGUCUAGGAAAAUAGUUGCAACAGUGUCUCAGUGCUUUUAGAGAUAAGCGUUAAAGGGGCCAUCAGGGAGGGGUUUUGAGUGCUUAAAUGGAACACUGUGCGCUCUGUUAGCAAAGUGCAAUGCAAAUUUAUGUGAAUUCUAAUUUCGUUUGCUAAUUUUGGUUUUUGGAAAUUUGCAGAAUUUCAAUCGAGAAUCGAAGCAAGCGCGUUUCCGAAAAUAAACACUGGUGGACAAUGGACAUUCGUAUGGACUUUCGUGCAUAUAUAGUGUAGAAGAGUGGCAGGCGUUUAAAAAUAUGCCGAAAUGUACGAAUUUUCCAUUCGAUUUUGUCAUCUUUAUUUGUGUUUUCACAUUUUGCUCGCUUUUCCGCGGUGUUUACUUUGCCAACUUUGAUGUGACGGUUUCUGUUUUCGCCGAUUUCGAAUGGUGAAUUGUAAAUAAAGAAAUAGCAACAAGCAUGGCGUGUUCAACAAAAACUCUGAAAGUAUUUUCUUUGAUUUGGGAUAUCCUCUAUGCGCUGCUCGGCUUGGUCAUCAUUGGCAUUGGCGCAUAUGUAAUCAUCAAACUUGAAUAUUUCAAUACCGCAGCCUUCGUAAUACUCGGCUUGGGCAUCGUGGUGAUCUUGACCGCUGUCUUGGGUUCACUGGGUGCGGCACAUGAAAGCAGCCAGAUCUCCAAAACGUUCGCUAUCAUACUGCUGCUAUGGGUUGUGCUGCAAACACUAUCGGUUGGCUUCUUAUGGAUCUUCCAAACGACAAUGCUGAUCAACAUUGAUCAAACCUUCGAUGAGUUGUGGGGCACGCAGACAGUGCCCAUCAAGCCGGGCAACGCUAGUCAUAUAGCGAGCAUUGAGAGAUGGCUCGAUUGUUGCGGCAAUAUCGGCUCUAGCGAUUACCUGCUCCCGCCCAAUAGCUGCUACAACAGCGUUACGGACAAGCUCAACCUCGACGGCUGCCGGCAGAAGUUCCUCGCGUACGCGGCCGAGCGCUGGCAGGCGUUCAAUUUCUUCGCCAUCGGUGUGGUGUUGGUCGAGCUGAUUUGUGCCGCUUUCGCUUGGGUCUUGGCCAACAGCAUUGUGAAUCGCUGGCGCCGCUCGAAAUACUAUCCCAAAUAAGCAGUUUAACGCGAUUCAUUUAAAUGCGCACAAAGGCCAAAGAAUUUCUACACACACAUACACACAAACUUAGUAGGUGGAAAGUGUGUAUGCAUAGCUGAUUAGAUGCAGUUACAUACGUACACAACUGUACAUACCUAUCGAUGUAUUUAUUUUAUUGUUUUUGCUUUUUUGUUUUUCUUAAAAUUGUUUGAUUUUUUGUUUUGUUUUUGUAAACAAAGUCAACACACAACGAUAUUUUGUAGAAGUGUUUGUUCUGACGCUGGAAAAUAUGAAAUUCAUUUCGCUAGUCUACCUCAACAUGCUCAUAAAUUAGCUAAGCUACUAAAGAAAACAGUAAAAGUGCCGCUCUGAACACAGCUUAGCUGGAAAAUAUUUAAUUACCAACACAAACGCCUACAUAUGUCAGCGGGAAUAGACACAUAUUCAUACAUAUAGACGAAAUUUAUAAAUAUGCAAGUCAAACGAAACGAAGGUGCCAAAAAGGGUGUUCAAUAGGCAGUAAAUUUGAAAAAAAAAUUAAAUAAAUUUGUAAAGAAAAUUAAAAGAGAUUACGCGAAGUGUAAAAAAAUUUGAA
Messenger RNA from Bactrocera tryoni, 1771 nucleotides. RefSeq names its product protein late bloomer. The transcript is spliced from 6 exons. Gene Ontology annotation, cellular component: membrane. The record is from RefSeq and is a predicted model, not a curated record. NCBI's taxonomy places the organism in Eukaryota, Metazoa, Arthropoda, Insecta, Diptera, Tephritidae. Bases 538 to 1194 code for a protein of 218 amino acids.